UACAUAACCUUCAAAACAUCUUACAUUAAAAGAAAAUAAUUAGUCCAAAUGUAAUGAUUUUUUCAAAAUUUCCUGUCAUAAAUCACAAAAUCGUACAUUGGAUUGGAAGUACUCAGAAUAAAUAACACUGGCUUUCAAGGUUUGCGAUAUUGUCGACAAUGUUUUGUUAUGAUGGUCAUUAUGUAAUACCAAACAUGAUUAUUCCUCAGAUUUCUGAAUGAAUGGUAUCAGUUAAAAAUAAGGAGAUUAUUCUCUUUCGCUUUAUCUACAGCCAUUUUGGAAUUAGGCUGACAAUGUUUGUUGCUCAAACAAUGUUUGAAAGGGAAUAAGAUAAAAUUUUAACAUUCCAGUAUUAUUCGGGUAUAUUAUGGAAAAAAGUCUUAAAAAUGUAUUGUUAUCUAUCAUAGUUGAUUCGACGUAAAAGAUAACCUUGAACUUUAUUUAUUUAAAAUUUAAUUUACUUCCUCUAAAUCUUUCAUUAUCAAGACUCAAGUGAUAGUAUUCUGAACAUGAAAACCGCAUUGGUUAUUGCCAUAAGUGGCGCUACAUGCAGCGGAAAAACUACUUCGGCUUUAGAAUUGAAGAAACUAUUUCCUAAAAGUAAGGUUUUCCACCAAGACGAUUAUUUUUUGGACGUUGAUGAUCCUCGGCAUGUAUGGUGCAAGGAUGUAGAGCACAUUAACUAUGAUAUUUUAACGUCUUUAGAUAUGGAGAGGAUGUUUGCUGACAUUGUAUCUUUAGUGGAAAGAAGGCAAUUAUGUAAGAAAAGAAAACCACAAGAAAAUCAGCUCAUUUCUGAGGGCGAUUUAUCACAAAGUGACUUAUGUGCAGUGAUCAACAAGAGAAUAGAAGAAGAUGACAUUCAGCUGGUGUUUAUUGAUGGAUUUCUCUUAUACAGUUUCAAACCACUUUUACCUCUUAUAACUCUCAAAUAUUUCUUCCUUUUGAGUAAAGAAGAAUGCGUGGAACGCAGAGAAAAAAGGGUUUAUGAUCCUCCAGACAUUCCAGGUUAUUUUGAUAAAUGUGUAUGGCCAGAAUACUUAAAACAUCUUGAAGAUAUAAAGACUAAUGUCUCAGAUAUUUCCUAUUUUGGUAGUGGAACCAAAAAUGUUGUCAAUAUUAUAUUACACGAUAUAUAUAGUUGUCUGCAAGUUGAUUAGUAUACAUUUUUCCAACAAUUUCUAUAAUUCAAUAGAUCCUACUAAAAAUCAAUUUGAUUUUACAAUUUUUUGUCUGUGAUGCUCAAUUUAAAUAAAAAUUUUCAUUUA
Harmonia axyridis is the source of this 1268-nucleotide messenger RNA. RefSeq names its product nicotinamide riboside kinase 1. The transcript has a single exon. Lineage: Eukaryota; Metazoa; Arthropoda; Insecta; Coleoptera; Coccinellidae. The record is from RefSeq and is a predicted model, not a curated record. Gene Ontology annotation, cellular component: cytoplasm. Bases 510 to 1160 code for a protein of 216 amino acids.